UGUAUACAAUGAUGCCCAGAAAUUACUAGAAAAUAUGGGAGGACCAGCACCACCAGACAGCAGCUGGAAGGGAAAGCUUAAAGUGCCUCACGGCAUAGGGCCUGGCUUUACUGGAAACUAUUCUACACGAAAAGUCAAAAUGAAUAUUCACAGCAACAAUAAAAUAACAAGGAUUUACAAUGUGAUUGGAACUCUAAGAGGAACAGUGGAACCAGACAGGUAUGUAAUUCUGGGAGGUCAUCGUGACUCAUGGGUGUUUGGUGGCAUUGAUCCUCAGAGUGGAACUGCUGUAGUACAUGAGAUUGUGAGGAGUUAUGGAAAACUGAAAAGGGAAGGAUGGAGGCCAAGAAGAAUAAUGAUAUUUGCAAGCUGGGAUGCUGAAGAAUUUGGUUUAUUGGGAUCUACUGAGUGGGCUGAGGAAAAUUCUAAAAUACUUCUAGAACAUGGAGUGGCCUAUAUUAAUGCAGAUUCUUCUGUUGAAAGAAACUACACUUUGAGAAUUGAUUGUACACCACUAAUGUACAAACUGGUCUACAGUCUAACAAAAGAGCUUCAAAGUCCUGAUGAGGGUUUUGAAGACAAAUCAUUAUAUGAGAGCUGGAAGCAAAAAAAUCCUUCAACAGAAUUCAGUGGCCUACCCAGGAUUAACAAACUGGGAUCUGGCAAUGACUUUGAAGUCUUUUUUCACAGACUUGGUAUUCCUUCAGGCCGAGCUCGUUACACUAAAAACUGGAAAACCGACAGAUACAGCAGCUAUCCAGUAUAUCACAGUGUCUAUGAAACUUAUGAAAUAGUAGAAAAAUUUUAUGACCCCACUUUUAAGAAUCACCUCACAGUAGCUCAGGUCCGAGGAGGCAUCAUUUUUUAACUGGCCAACUCCAUCAUUUUCCCUUUGCACUGUCAAGACUAUGCCAAAGUUUUACAAAAAUAUGUUAAUAGCAUUUAUGAGCUGGCUCAGAAACAUUCAGAAAAGCUGCAAGAGUACAACGUAUCCUUUGAACCACUUUUCUCAGCAGUGAAGAAUUUUACUGAAACAACUACUAACAGCACAAGACUGCAAAACUUAGACACAAACAACCCUGUGUUAGUGAGAAUUAUCAAUGAUCAACUAAUGUUUUUGGAAAGAGCUUUUAUUGAUCCUCUUGGAUUACCUGGAAGCCCAUUCUAUAGGCACAUCAUCUUUGCUCCAAGUAGCCAUAAUAAAUAUGCUGGAGAGGCAUUCCCAGGAAUUUACGAUGCUCUCUUUCAUAUUGAAAACAAAGAAGAUCCUUCGAAGGCCUGGGCAGAAGUCAAGAAGCAGAUUUCUAUUGCAGUCUUUAUAAUGCAAGCUGCAGCAGGCUCUCUGAAGGAAGUUGCAUGA
Messenger RNA from Gracilinanus agilis (Agile Gracile Mouse Opossum), 1360 nucleotides. RefSeq names its product putative N-acetylated-alpha-linked acidic dipeptidase. Gene Ontology annotation, molecular function: carboxypeptidase activity. The record is from RefSeq and is a predicted model, not a curated record. NCBI's taxonomy places the organism in Eukaryota, Metazoa, Chordata, Mammalia, Didelphimorphia, Didelphidae.